This is a messenger RNA of Aplysia californica (California sea hare), 8417 nucleotides long. Its product is annotated as telomere-associated protein RIF1. Gene Ontology annotation, biological process: telomere maintenance. The record is from RefSeq and is a predicted model, not a curated record. The coding region runs from base 158 to 7786 and encodes 2542 amino acids. The transcript is spliced from 33 exons. NCBI's taxonomy places the organism in Eukaryota, Metazoa, Mollusca, Gastropoda, Aplysiida, Aplysiidae. Gene Ontology annotation, cellular component: nucleus.
ACCAGAAUGCUGAGGUUGUAAACAAUGAUGGGUUGCGGCGCCCACUGAGAUUACCAUUUCAAUGAGUCUUCAUUCUGUUUUAUAUUGUUAAUUUGUUUCCCAUUAGCUGAUUUCUUGAAAGGUGCUUCCUGCAGGAAGGAUCUAGGCAAGUAGAAUCAUGUCACAGUCCGUGAAAGAUUUACUGGCAGUGUUAGAGAGCAAAAACUGCAGGCAGGAGGACAAGUGCUCUACAUACGUAGACUUGGCAAGUAAAGUUCACAAAGACAAUGUAGAGCUAAACAUUUCUGAACUUCGUGCUCAUAGCCCUCGGCUAUUGAAAGUCUCGGCCAGAGAUUUAUCAAAUGAGGAUGAGGUCACUGUGAAAAAUGUAUUGGAGGUUUUGGCUUUCUAUCUGCAAGAUGAACAGAUUGGAAGCCUUCAGAAGACGGAUAGUUCCUCCAUUCUCCAUGCAUUACUGAAGUGCAUGAAACGCACCAAGUCUACAGAUGUGAUGAAGCAGAGCCUGUUCUGUCUGGCUGUUCAAAAAUUCCACAUUGAUGUUGUUCGGUCAGAAUUUUCUGCUGUGCUUGAACAUGUGGAAGAAGCUGCCAGCAAGUUGAAGGCCCAGUCUUUGUUAAACUCUGAAGAGCUAACCAAUGUAUUCAUAAAGCUUGAUGAUCAGUGCAAGAGCGGAAUGACCUCGGCUGUGUUCAGAUGGGGUCGGCUUGUUUUUCCCGGUCUGGCCUCUACGUCCGCUUCUGUCCAAGAUAAAUCUUUGCAGCUUCUGCAAAAGUAUGCUCAUGAGCUCAAGGCUUCUGCUGAAAUGAGAAAAUAUGUCAUCAAAGCCAUUACCUCUGGAUUAGCCAAUUCCCUGAAGUGCUUGGUGGUCAAAUGUGAGGAACAUGUCCUCAGGGCCUGGACUCUUAUCGUAAUUGUUGCAGGAAAGGAGCUCCACAAAGGACCAAGCAUCAAUUUGUUGCUGGAGAUCAUAGAGAUUGGCUUUAAAGGAUCCCCUCAAGCUAGAUGCCUGGCAUUUGUUGCUUGGAAGACUUUGGUGGAUAAUUUUGCUCUGGAUCAAGCAAUAAUCUCAGAUCCAAAACGCAUCAAGCUCAUUAUGAUGGUCCUGAAAGUUGACAAUGCCAAGACAGAAGCCAUUGCCUUGGAGAAGUUGCAGACGUGGUGGCAUUUUGUCACAUCAGUGGGACCGAAACUCUCCGCCAACUUUGAACAGAUCAUAGUACCAUUACUUCAGUUCUGUGUUGGCAGUGGAAAGUUUUCUUCGAGCGGUUUGACACAGUCUCCUCUGUUAGCCCUGAAGUCACCGAUGCACAAGUUGCCUUUGAGCCUCGGGUCAGGAAAGUCCAUCAAUCCGCAGCUGCCAGUGUUUCCAGCUCUGCAAAUCCUUGGCAUGGAAGUCGUUGCUCGCAUUUUGGCAAAAUCUGGAAAGCAGGACGCAGGAGGGAAAGUCACUUGGAGUCUGGCUAAAAUUCCUCAAGAAGUGUUGGCUGGGUCCAAUUCCUUUGUGAAGCAUGCUCCCAACUUGCUAUUUACGACUCAAGAGCUCUUGAGAAAUGUCGGACAUGAUGUGGAAGGGGCCUUGAUUGUGUACGUUUGGACAAAUUUUGUAAAUCACUUGAGAACUGCCAUGGAAAGCCCCGCCAAGAUAGACUGCAGGGAUGUAUACAGCUCUUUCCUGUCUGUGUUGCAUACUGUGGUGCAGAAUCAAAUGCUGGAUGGAGCAAUGCUUGUGAAAUUGAUUGAGAUUAGCAGCAGUUUCCCCCAGAAGGUUUUGGCUUCCACAGCGUACAACAUUACUGGAGGACAGACUGUGAGGAAUUGUACUUCCUCUUCGCAGGCGUGCCCGGCGCUGUUGCUGAGCGAGAUGCUGCUGACGCCUUGUGUCAUGUCAGGGGCCUCUGUCAAUGACAGUUACGUCAAGCUGUUCUCGUCCCUGAUUGGUGCUGGGGCCAGCAACGUCCAGGGUGCGCUGCUCUUCCUGCAGUCUGUGACCGGGCUACUGGGCACCCAGGCUGGACUCUGUCAUUCUGCCGAGGCUCUGUGGAGGAUGUGGAGUGUGAUUGCUCACACCUUGCAGGACAAUGUCAAUGUGACAAAUGAAGUCAACCAAGGUGACUCUCUGGAGUAUAACUUCGACUGCGUCAAUGCUGUCCUCUUGUUCCCAGUGAAGAACCAACUCCCAAGUAAACUGUCACAGACGGUGUGCAAAGCUCUGUUGAAACUGUGGAAGGAAAUAUACCACAGUUUUGCCCGAUUGUCGGCCCUCGUUGCAACAGCAGAAGCCAACACAUGCUUGGAAGAGUUUUGUGGCAAGCUUUUGCAAACAUGGCUACCAGAAUUCAAGGAUCCUGUGUUUUUGGAAUUCUUGACCUCAAUUUGUCAGAAAACUUUGGAUUGUGUUGACUUCUCGGCUAUGUCAACCAGCCAGCAACAGAGUGGACUUACUCUGAGCCCCAGCAAGUGGGCACGCCGGAGACAUAAACCUCUGGGAAAUCUUCACUCUUUUGUGCAUUUGGUGUCCAUCAUACAACAGGAGGCAAAUGUGCACAUUACUGGUACAGAGAGCCUAGAGUAUCAACAGAAACAAAACUACGCAUCCUUCGUGGUGUUCAUCGCCCAUGGACUGGUUGAGACUUACACCAAGCUGUUCUCCCACAUCACGACCAACACUGUCAUCACAACCACCCUGUCUGUGCUGGCAGAGCCCAUGUCACAGCUGUUUGUGAACAACUCAAAGAGUGGACUCAAGCUUUUUGUUCCCUCUUUCAUGACCAAGCUGGAGAAGCUGUGGCAGGAAGUGUCUCAGUGCAUCACGGGUCGCUACAACGGCCAGUACGACACUGAGUUUCUGGAGUAUGUCUCUCCUCUGCUUGAGACAACUUUCCUACACUCGAAGCGGACCAUCAAGAACCAAACCCUGACCAUGUGGAAUACCACUUUCAGUAAAUCAACAUCUCUGACCUACCCAGAGAAACUGAAGCCUGUGUUGAUGAAGGUCAAGGAGAAGACGAACAUCAUCCUGCCUGGCUGGAUCUCACAAGAGGCCGGUGUGGUGGCGGAAACUCCCUUCAGUGAAAUGAGCAUGGGGGAGUCCCAGCAAGCCCCACCCCCGUGUCUGCCAGGAAUGCCAUCACCGAAGAGACAGAGAGGCAGCAUGCUCCACCGAGACCUGUCUCCGAGUCGAAAGACGUCCCCGUCUGCAAAGUCACCAGCAAAAGCAAUUUCCCCGAAGGAUGCUAAGAAACUCUUUUCAUCCAUGUGGAGCAGAAUGGCUGUCGAUUCCAUGAAAGAAGAGGAGUUUGUUGUGAUCAACUCGCCUGCUACACGGAAAAAGAUGGUUCUGACAGAGCAUCAGAAGGAAGUCAUGAAAGAAAAGCGAAUCUUGCCUGCCAUGUAUAACAACCUGGAGUUGUCUCAAGACGUGUCCUUGAUGUCGCAGUUCGCAGGGGACAACACACAACAAAGUAGCCAGUCAUCUCAAAGUGUCAUAGUCGUGAGUUCAGGGGAUACUCAGGAUAAAGACAAGAACAGCAAGAAUGACCUCGACAUGAGUGAGAAAAGUGAACUGAGUGGUUUCACCGUGCCCAUGGCAACGAGGAGGCGCAAGUCUGUUCGCAUCCAAGAGCUUCAAAGUGUUUCUGAGCCUUCAGAAGGGGACUUGUCUGAGAAAUCAAAUGAAAAGCAUGGGAGUGCUUCAGAGGCAAAAACGAAAGUUGUAACGACCUAUUUAGAGAAGCAAGUCAGUGCUGUGAACAAAACACAGGAUGAGGUUGAUGUCAGAGCUGAAAACUUUUCAGAGGAAGACGUCGUGAAAUCUUCCAUUGAAACUGAUGAAGAUUUAUCGAAGAAUGUUGUGUCAGAAAAAUCAGCAAAUCAAACUGAUGUUUCUGACAGUAGCAUAAACAAUGAUGCUCCUUUUGUUAUGUUUAGAAACAAGGAAAGUCCAGAGUCGAAAUCGAUUAGUCUAAGUCAAGAUUCUGGAAAACCAGAGCUUAGGCGGGUUUCUUUACGCAAAGUUCACAGUCAGAACGACAUGACUGGUUCACAGUCAGCCAAACAGGAAAACGAGACAAACAAGAAGGCACCAAGAAGAGUUCCUCUGAAGAAAAUCAGUGACCACCAGAAUGAGCAGGCGAAGGAUGGAACAGAGAAGUUGCCAACAAAACAAGAGAAAUCUAGUCCAGCCUCUAAUUUGGAUCAGUGGAUUGUGAAAGGAAACCCGACAAAGAGCAGUGACGGCAAAACUUCUGGGGCAGGCGCUGUGAAUAGUCCCAGCUUUGCCCUGGUUGUUGAGAGCGACACGCCCCCUGAUGAAGAGACCGAGGAGACGCACACCCUGGUUGAGGACACACAGUCUCCGUUUAAAUUGUCGGCCAAAAGGCAAAUAGCCAGAGAGCAAGACAAAUCAAUCGCUGAGACUCCUACGAAAAGCGACACUUCGCCCCCUGUAUUAAGAAGUGUGCGCAAACUUUUUGUGGACAAAGUCUCAGGGGAGGAUGAUAAGACAGUUGGGGAAGCGGAAGUUGGAAGUAGUGGGAAACCGCCCUCAUCCGAUGCUGAUCCUGAAGUGACAUCCUCACAGGGGUUUGAAACAAGCCUGAAAGAAACGAAAAAUCAGAAGGAACAAGAUCGUCUCACCGCCUUUGGCUUUUCACUACCUGAGGAGGAGGAGGAUUCUGAAAAAGUUCCUGAGAAGGCUGAUGCUGCUCCUGGUGGUAGCAAGCAAAUUAAUUCGGCUACAGAGAGUGAAAGCUUGUUUCCAUGUACUGGGGAGGAAGUGCAGAAGUUCUCGCUAGAAAUGAUGCCAACUCUUGCUUCUCAGCUUCACAGUGAUGGGAAAGAUUUUGGAUCUCAAAGCCCAAAGUCUUCAUCUGAGGAAAGUGGGAAGGAGUCAAACAAGUCAGGAGAAACAGUAGAUAGAGUGCCCUCCAGUUCAGAGUCAGACUUUAACCCUGUGGUACCUACCAUUGAAGAUGAAAGUGAAAAAGCUGCCCUACCCAAUAGGAGAAAGAAGGCGGUGCCGAAAAAAUACUCUCCUAUGAAACGUCCGAGGCGUGCUACAAGGAACAAGCUGGUUGAGAAAAAAUGCCCGUGCUGUGCAUCUUCUCCUAGACGCUGCAAACACAAGGACAGGAAGCCAGUGACCUCAACUGUCCAAGAGGAAGCUGAUGACGUGUCUCACACCCCCAGCAAACAUCAGCCUUCGUCCACCGAAGAAGAAAAGAGUAAAUCUGGCCAUCAGUCGGAGAACAGCAGCGAAAAGCGAUCUGAUGUCACAAAUUCCAAAGAAGGACCAGAUGGCGAAAUGACGCACUUAAAGCCAAUUGAAUUGUCUCCUGAGGUGGUGGGGGAGGUCACCCCAGACAUGAAAUCUCCUUCCAAUUUCACCCCAUCGAGGCGGCAUAGCUCUGUGAAGAGAUCUCGAAGCUGUGCUGUUACCUCUCAAGAAGUUAAAUCAAAACAGAAAGAUCCUAAAAAGACGUCGCUAGAUUUCAGCAGCUCUUUGAAAAAGGGAGACAAGGUCUCGCCCAUCAAGAAUGCGAUUGUGGAUGAAUAUGCCGAUCUGGAGAUAAAGAAAAGGAAGCUGUCAGGGCCGUCUGCAACAGGAAAUAAGAAGAGAAUUAUUUCUCCACGACAACGGACUGGCCAGCCGAGACAUAUGCUCAGAACACGAGGAAAGAUUGGAAGAAAACUAUCCCCUAGUUCUUCUGCACCUCCUCUAAAGUCGAGGAAGAUUUCUGAACCAAAACAGAGAAAUAAAGGAGGAAUCAAAAUGAGGAAGACGAUAGAAAAAGUGGCAGCUGAAGAGUCGGAUGAAGAUGAAGAUAAUGUUCCUUUAUCCCAGAUUUCUCUCAAAACUGUCAAACAGUGUGAUGUCGAUGAGGUCACAGAUUCUGUUGAUGAAGUCGUUGCGCCCUCUAUUGAGCCGGUAACAGAUGACAUGGAAGAAACUGGGCUGUCGGAGAUUACAGAGGUGAUUACAAGGCAGGAAGAAGAGCAAAAGAUUGAUGACAAUCAGGUUGUGGAUACGGAGAGUGAAUGUAAUCCUCCCUCUCCUUUCAUGGACCACUCGUAUGCUGAUUCGCAAGAUCACAUCCAGCCUGGGCAGCAGAUGUUGUCUCUAGAGAGUGAAAGUUCCGGAGAGGGUGAACCCACGAGCAAGAACUGUGAGCCCAGUGGCUUGGAGGACAUUGCUGAAGAACCAGCAUCCAGCAAUAGAGUUAAUGACACAGAGGACGAAUCUCACUCAGAACCACUGAGAGUUGAUGCACAAUCUGACAUUGCUGAAAUGUCUGAACCUUUAAGUCCCGUGAUUGCAGAUAAGUCAGCAGUGGAUGCCACAAGCAUUCCUGAAAGUGAAGAAAUGCAUGAAGAGAAAAGUAUUCCUUCAUCUGACAGCAUAGAUCAUGUUGAGACAGAUGUUAGUGAAGAAGAUAAAAAACUUCACCAGGGCGAGGAUGCCGAUAUGCCCCAAGAUGUUGUGAAUCAAAAUGAUGCUAAGUCAAACCCUGAAGCAAGUACAACCGAUAACUCUGAAGCAGAUAAUUCUGACAAAGAAAACGCUUCUACAAAAUCUGCAGAUGCCAAAAUGGACACUGAGUCCGAAGCGGAGGCUUCCUGCUGCAAUGACUCGAGCAAAAAGGAAUCCGAAAAGGUUGAUGAAGCAGUCUCGGUUGAAGCGGAGGAGCAACAAAGUAAUGAAGUUACAGGUGAAGCUGCCAGUGCUGCUGCAGGAACUCCGGACACUGAGCGAGUUCUGCUCCACGACUGGUCUCCCUCAAAGUCUCCCAGCAGUAGCAUUCUGAAGAAGUUUGACCAGGGAACGCCACCUUCUAGCAAAUCUCGAAGAGUGUCCUUUGCCGAUCCGGUGGUCAGUGGAAAGAGUCCAGUGAGAGAAAAGUACCAGAGUGAAUCGGCGCAGUCUUCUCCCUUAACCCCAUGCGACAGCCCUGGAAGAAGGUCAUUCAUAAUGAGGAAGAAUCUGGGGCGUCUCUCUGGCUACAAACGCAGAUUAGAGUCAUCUUUGAGAAAGGAUCCCAGCUUGGCCCGGCUUUCCCGCUACAAUCAGAGCCCCAGUGGGUCUCCUCUGUCGCAGUCUCCGUACAGAGCCACCCCUUCCCCACUGUCUCAAUCAUCAUACAGAGCCACCCUAGAGUCACAGCUCGACUCCACAAAACCCAUCUUCCCUGACCUGGUGGACUGCCAGAAAGAUCUUGACAACAUUCUGCCUCAGUUGACUUCAUCUUUAUGGUAUAGAGGCCUGUGCCAGAUGAUGAAAGGCCGGAACCUGAACACUAUCGGUGACCUGUGUGCCCUGACUGAGGUUCAGGUGAACCAGCUGCCCAUCCGGAACCCCAAGGUUGAGACGGUGCGGAUGGUGCUGUCUGGCUUCAUGGCCCAGCACGGCCUCCAAAAGGCGCCUGUUGUAGAAGUUGACAGCGGUUCCCCAGACAGAACUCUUGCUAAAGGGGCCACAAUCGGGGAAGUUGUCACGCCAUCUAGCAUUGCUGAUGAAGGCAUUAAAGUACGGCCAGGUGAUGAUGCCGCAUUGGAGUCAAUUUCCCCCAUCAAAGACGCUGAAGCGAGCCGGUCGUCUCCGCGGAAGAUGCUGGUGUUUGACAUGGACGAGGGCAAUGCCCUGGCUCACCUGAAGGAGCUGGCGGAGCACAAGGACAGCCUGGGCCUGAAGGAGAUGAACAACCGGGAGCUGUUUGAGAUGCACCAGACCCUCAACUCCUUGUUUGGCGUUCUCGUGGAGGAGAUGAAGUCGAGGGAACCCAGCUCGUGAAUCUCGAGUUCGUUGUAGAUUUCUGUAUGUAUAUUAAAUUUUUCCAUGUAUGUAGACCAGUCACUACCUCAGAAUUAUUACAAAGUUCUAUCUGACAUUUUUGGUCAUAAUUUUGAGUUACUAAGACCAUGAGGUCAGAUACCAAAUGUUCUGUUUGCUCUAUCAAAAUCAUAAGAUCGUUCCGAGUUGUUAUCUGCACAUUUAAAGAAUUGCAUUCGAAAAAGCUUGACAUGUUGUAAAGUUGUAAGACUCAGAGUUUUGUACACCAAAUUUCUCAAAACUAGGUGCUGGGCAGAUAGAACUUUGUAAGUGCUGGGGUAGCAAUUGGUAGCAAAGUUUGCUGGUGUAUUGGUUAAGCUCUUGACCUUUGCACACAGGAGAUGUAGAUUCAAUUCCUGAGUAGGUAAGGUAUUGUAUCGAGUGUCCAUUUGUCUGCUGUGGUGUUGAACCACCACACUGCUCAAGUUGGCCUUGAUGAUAGGCAGGGCUGAAGCAGCUUGCCCCCUUAAUUGUGUUGAAGGAAGCGUUGAAUAUUUAGAAUGAGUCUUUUGUUUAGAAUAUGAAAUCAAGACCACCUUGCCCAUAUUUAUGGUUUUUAAAAGCAAUUUAUUUUACCUGUCCAAACUGGUCU